GGCGGGGCCGGAGUCCCCCCUCCGCCGCCUUCGCCGCCGGCGGGGCGGGGGAAGGGCGGAGAGCGUUUGGCGGACUUCCUCGUUGUGCAGCCCGAUCGGGCGGUGUCCGCUCGCCCAGCCCGGUGCCCUCGGUCCAGGGCCAGCGGGAGCUGGGGGUGGAAGCCGCUGCCUCGACGGUUGCCCCCCUUCCCGCCCCUCCUCCCCCCGGUGCCCCCCCUGCACGCACCAUGCACAGCCCCUGCAGUGUCACCUCCCCUGUCCCCGAGGACAUUAGGAACCUGUUGGCAGACCUUGAAAUAUUCAUAGGUGAUACUCUGAGAGGAGAAAAUUUAUCCAAGAAAGCAAAAGAAAGGAAAGAAUACUUGAUUAAGAAGAUAAAAGAUGUAAAGCUUACUUACGCUCAAGAAUUCCAGGAAAGAGGUGAAGCAGAAGAUGGAGAAGACUCUGAUGAUCUUUUUCCUGGGCCUCCUGAUAAUCUCUCAGUGAUAUCGGACCGAUACGAUAAAGAGGAUGAAACACCUUCUGAUGGAAACCAGUUCCCUCCCAUUGCGGCUCAGGACCUUCCCUUUGUCCUAAAGGCUAGCUACCUUGAAAAACGCAGGAAAGAUCACAGCUUCCUUGGAUUUGAGUGGCAAAAGCGCUGGUGUGCUCUCAGUAGAACAGUUUUCUAUUAUUAUGGAAGCGAUAAAGACAAACAACAGAAAGGUGAAUUUGCUAUAGAUGGAUACACCGCCAGAAUGAAUAAUACCCUGAGGAAGGAUGGAAAGAAAGAUUGCUGUUUCGAAAUCUGUGCUCCUGAUAAACGCAUCUAUCAGUUUACGGCAGCUACUCCCAAAGAUGCUGAGGAAUGGGUACAGCAGUUGAAGUUUGUUUUACAAGACAUGGAAUCCGAUAUCAUUCCAGAAGAUGAUGAUGAAAGAGGUGAAUUAUAUGAUGAUGUGGAUCAUCCUCCACCAAUCAGUAGUCCACCAAAAAGCGACCAACCAAUAGAUGAUGAAAUUUAUGAAGAACUUCCAGAGGAGGAGGAAGACAGUGCUUCCCUAAAGGCGGAGGAACAAAGGAAGAUAAACCAAGAAAAUGUGAGCCACUCUUCAGGAGAUAAAAACACUGAUUAUGCUAAUUUCUACCAAGGUUUGUGGGACUGCACUGGAGCUGUUCCUGAUGAGUUGUCAUUUAAACGGGGUGACGUUAUCUACAUUCUCAGCAAGGACUACAAUAGAUUUGGCUGGUGGGUAGGAGAAAUGAAAGGAACCAUUGGCUUGGUGCCUAAAGCCUACAUAAUGGAGAUGUAUGAUAUUUGAGAGUCCUGGGAAAAUCCUAGAGUUACAGCUGAAGAGCAGGAAAGAGAAAUGCAGCUCACUCUUUCUGCCUGCAGAAGGGGAAUAGUCUGCUCUCAGUCAGCAGAUGCUGAGGAUUUAGUAAGAUCAUCAUCGCCAAAUGAGUGACAGCAUCUAACCUUUCUUUUCUUUGGUUUGCUGUGCAUCGUCAAUAUUUUCCUUCAAUCGUUCAUCUUUAACUGUCAUUGUGUGCCAUUGCUCAUUACUAUGUUCCCGUGAUAUGAAAUUAAAUGAUAGAUAUUAAUAUUAAUAAGGCACAAGAAGAAAAGUUAUACCUGUUGCUAUUUUGCGUAAUAAGGAUUAGAGGUGGCUUUUAUUUAUUAUCUGGCUUACAUAAGUGGAAUCAGUUGUUUUUUUGUUUAGUUGUCGACUUCUGCACCAUUUCACAAAGAGUGGCAAUGGAUGGUAAAACCUAUUAAUCCACGCUGUGUUCAUUUUUGUGAAUGUAAUGUGUAAUUCCAUUGAAACUUCAAUUUAAUCUAUCUUAAUGAUACAAAUUUUUAGGCAGACACCGUACAUCUAAGUGAAUGUGUUUGCACUGAAGCUCUGUGAAUGAUUUAUUUUAGUAUUUAUCUUACACGCAGUGGUGACAUUUUAUCACGAAAGAAUUUAUGCUUUUUAAUGGCAAAUUUACAUCAUGUUAAAUGUGGCCACAAGAGGAAAAAAACACCGGAAUUGAAAAUGGCAAUAUACUGUCAGCAUUUACAAGAUGUGUUGCUGAAUAAGGACGCGGAGCAUUCUGUCAGUAAAGCAAUCUGGUUAUCUGUAAUGGGACUGCUGAAAUGUUGGUGCCAAUAGCAUUAUUUUCAUUUUGUUCAUUCAAACCAUUAAAGCCUCCAUUCCGAUCACACUUUCUGCUCGAAAUAAGGUUUUUCUGAUUUAAAACCUAGCCCACCUCCGCUCUGUUUUUUAAUUGAAUCUCCAGCCCAUAUGGAGACUUUUACAAUAUUGAGGAUCAACAGGUGAGUUUAACGACAGUAUAAACCACAGACAUAAAUUCUUUUCUAAUCUGUGUGUUAUUUUUAUUCUGUUCUUAUUGCCCUUUCCAUAAACAUUAGCAACUAAUACAUUAUAGAACUUUUAAUUACUCUUGUGAUACAGAUGGGGUUUCAAAAUCUUCACUUCACAUCCUUGAUUUCAGAUACCUUAUCCUAGUCAGUGAAUCAUUGAGUUAGAUGAACACAAAUCAUUUCAAAACUGUUACUUUCCAAAGUGUUUUCCGUAUAUUGUGUCUGUCUCAUACGCAUACACCGAAUCCAUAAAAUGAAAAGCGUUAACAGAUAUUUCCAUCACCCAUUGUACCUGACCUAAUUUUCAUCCCCAGCCCCUUGUCUCCAGAUAUUUGAAUCGAAAUGCUUGUUCAUUCGUAAUUAUGACCAUUUCAAGUACUAAGCCCAAACGAAGACUGCCUACCUCUCUAAAACCUCCGUAAUGGAGAUGGAUAUUUCAAUCUUAAACUUCUCAAAAACACAGUAUUUCUCAAAGUCCUUGGCACUUUUCUAAUUUAAACAGAUCUAGUUGCAACCAAGGAGGAAGAUGUGAAAAUUAUCCCCGAAGAGGAACUUUCAGUGCGACGGAUCAACCCCGAGAUGAUUUUAAAAUCCUAAAUUGCUGAAAGGAGAGGGAAUUUCCUCAUGGCUUUGCUGAGAGCUGCUAAACUGUAGCAAUCAAUGCCAGUGGGUUUGGGAUUUUUACAUUUCUGGUUUAGCCUUCUAGCAGAGAGGUUUUGCACUCUAAUCGCCUAUCGGUAGAUGGCAGCAGCUUUUCGUAGCUCAUUGGACAUUUGAACCCCUUCCCCCACCUGGGCCAGACCCUUCACUUAUGAUUAAAAACCUUUGGAGGAUAUUGCUUUCCCCUUUUCAACAGUUAAUCCAGAAGAGGGAGUCCUUCACCAACUGAUGAAAUAUCAAGUCCGGCUAGAAAGGCUCUCCCUGUUGAGACACCAUCGCCAAAAUAAAGUGGAACUUUAUUCUUCAGCUCCAGUCGCCUUUGUUCUUUGUCACAGGUUAACUGUGGGAGGUUAAGGGCAGGUAACUGGGGAUGUAAAAGUAACCCACCCAAGUGGACCUGGUGGGACGGUGUAGACCGGUGCGGAGAAACUUCGCUUCCCGGACGAUAUCGCGCGCUCUUCGAGAAGGAGACGAUAUGGCGAAUGUGAAUUUAAGCAGAAUGGGUUAGGAAAUAUGCUAAUUUGCUUGGUUUUCAUUAUGUUUGCUUAGCUUUUAUUUGUUUUUCUCCAAACAGUUUGAGAGCUAAUUUUUUUCAAAGGUGAUUGUAAGUCAUAUUUUACACGGCAUUUGGCUUGAUUAUUUGCUCGGCACCGAAUUUGUACUCUAUUGCCAUUAGAUCUUACAAUAAUGUUCCACUCUGCAAAUUUUUAAGGUUCAAAUAAAGUUUAAUUGUUUGCAAACUG
This is a messenger RNA of Ornithorhynchus anatinus (platypus), 3750 nucleotides long. It is a transcript of the gene SKAP2, whose product is annotated as src kinase associated phosphoprotein 2. The transcript is spliced from 13 exons. The record is from RefSeq and is a predicted model, not a curated record. The coding region runs from base 228 to 1301 and encodes 357 amino acids. Gene Ontology annotation, molecular function: protein binding. Gene Ontology annotation, cellular component: cytoplasm; plasma membrane. Lineage: Eukaryota; Metazoa; Chordata; Mammalia; Monotremata; Ornithorhynchidae.